Drosophila suzukii is the source of this 3608-nucleotide messenger RNA. It is a transcript of the gene SuUR, whose product is annotated as Suppressor of Under-Replication. NCBI's taxonomy places the organism in Eukaryota, Metazoa, Arthropoda, Insecta, Diptera, Drosophilidae. The record is from RefSeq and is a predicted model, not a curated record. Gene Ontology annotation, molecular function: ATP binding; ATP-dependent chromatin remodeler activity.
CGCACCAUUAGACCGCCAUCUCUGAAGGAUCAUGUAUCACUUUGUAUCCGAGCAAACUCCGGAGCUGCGGCUCUCGGCUGAGGCAUUGGUCACGAGCCACGUGACACAGUACCUCAAGAGCUUCCAGCUGGAUGCCGUUCGCUUUCUCUACGAUCGUCUUGCCAAGCGGGAAUUCUGCAUCCUGAACGAUGAGAGUGGCCUGGGUAAACUGGCCACGGUGGCGGCACUUCUCAGUGCCCUAGAUCCCGCCAAGAAAACUCUUAUUGUGCUGCAGAACGACGAGCAAUUGCUCGCUGGUUGGCGGUUCCAUCUGGACACACUCACGAACCUGCAGGUGUACACCAUUCAAGGAGUCCAAGACACCACAGACUCCCCGCACAACGUUUACCUGGCAAAGUGGAGCCAGUUACGCAGCAUUGGAGAUCUCAGUCGCCUCAAGUUCGACUACGUUCUGGUAGACAAUCGGGGCCACACGCUGAACAACAGCUUCUGCACAUCAAUGCUUCUCAAGCAUUUUGAGGGAAGGGUAAACAUUCUUAUCUCCAGUGUUGACAUUACGUCAGACGUAAAGUUGCUGUUCAAUGUUUUGCGGUUGGGCGGGCGCCUGGAGCAUCAGUAUCGGAGCUUCCAGAGCUUCGACCGCAAGUUCCAUUUGCCAGAUCCAAAGGAGGUCUUUAGCAAGCGUAUAGAUCUCGAGGAGUACUACAAGCAGCGGGGAUUCCUCAGCGAGUAUAUCAAGGACUUCCGACUACGUCGAUUCCGGCAUCAGUUCGACAAAAUACUGCCGCUCGUCGCAACGGAUCAAUACAAGCACAAUUUGAGCCUCUGGCUGGCCUCGAAAAACAGCCAAAGUACACUUAGUGGCUCUUCGGAGGUGUGCUCCACAAUCGCAUCGGCAGAGAACAAUCAGGCUCAGCAAAACGAAUCAGUUGUGGUUGAAGAUACGGAUAAGUUAUCCGACCACAGCGUGGAUGAUGUUGUGGCUAUGUCACCGCUGGUCUUUGAAUCCUCCGACUCUGACGUAGAACCCAUAACAGUGGAGCCUGCAGCCGAUCAAAAUCAGGUAUUAGUGGUAUCCAGCGAUGAUUGCGAGAUAGUGACGCCUCCAAAUACUCCGCCAAAUCGAACGCCUACCGCAAUCGAAUCGCCAAGAACAAAAUCAAAGAGAAAAUUUAGCAAGAGGAAGUCACCGCAGAAAAAAGCAGACCUCACCGAUUCCGAGGAGGAUGAUGAAGUGAUAGAAGUGGCGCCCAAAAAAAGAACUCGUGCGGCCACCGUAUCCUUUACUCCCAAGACAAGGAAACUCAAUGUGCGACUGUUAAGGGUUUCCAUGGAUACUUUAAGCACACCACCCCCAUCGGGAAAAGCUCCAACGCUUGCAACGCCCAAAACAGAGCCUUCAACUAGAAGGAAAAAACAGUCCAAGCAGUCGGUGAGUCCAAUGGAUACAGGUCGUCCGGCUACAAGAGGAAUGCAGCGUUUAACACGUUCCGCUGAAUCGAAAAUAAAUAGCAAGUACCUAAAGCGCCACGCACUGGAGGAUGGCAAGCGAAGCACUUCGAAAAGAAUCAAGGCUGAGGGGAAUCAAACGCCCAAGACUAGCAAACCCAGGGUGAAGCAGGAGGCGAAUGUAAGGCCUGUGGCCAAGCAGGAGAAGAAACAAAAAGCAGAGGAGAAGCCCGCGCAGGAAACUCCUAAGCGGAAGGCGGGACGUCCAAGGAAAUGCAAACUUGAACCUACAGCCCAAAAGAAAUCCCGCAACAAGCCGGAUCCCAAACCCUUGCCCCCGACCCCACAAGUGCUCAGCGGUAGUUCCUUGUCCUCGGAGUACAUGCAAUGUGCUCAGCGAAUACCAGACAAUUUGGAUGCCAUGGAGUCUCCCGCUUUUCGGGUGCCCUUCACCCCUCAGCAAACUCCAAUGCUUUUAACCUUGCCAUCGACUUUUAAUUUGCUUAAGGACUCGGAGGUGGUGGCUAUUCCGCUGUCUAAAGAACAAGUUGAAACUGUGGUAAUUAAUAGCUCCCACGAUGAGAGUUCGCCGCAGGAUCCAUCGCAGAGUCGACGCACCAAAGCUCUGAAGCGUAAGCGCAAACCGGAAACGCCGAAGAGUUCCAGUUUUGGCGGCGGCUUGGGAUUGCCACCGGCUAAGAGGAGUGCCAACAAAUCACCAGAUUUGUUUAGCAUCUCUUCAGAUCUCUCGCAGAUUCCUCUGGCCCAGCCUCGACCCUCCUCUCCUUUUGAAGGAUUCAAGAUCUUCGGCUCUGAGGUGAAGCAAUUCCAGCAGCAGCAUGCUAAAACAAAUGUUACAGCGCCAAAGAAGAAGCGUGAUCGAUCCUGUUUGGACAUUCUGGAACAAAUGUUUGAGCCACGAGAGCAACAGGCUAAAACCAGUCCCAAAGUGUUGCCUACCUUGCCACUGACUCAGAAAGAUGACUUAGCGCCCACCAUUACACAGAGAAGGAGAACCCUGUUGGAAGAUGACUUCUUUGAGAUCACCAACAACGGACAGUUUGGCAGUCGAAUGAGGUUGAAUUCUUCUGGAGAGGUAUCACCCGUACAACAAGAUCAACAGUCUGCCAGGCCGACUCAGGCCAAUAAAAUCACUAAUUACUUGAUAGGUUCUGGAAUUACCCAGGAAAAAACGCAGCCCACGAGUGGAAAUCGCAAUUCCAUCGUUGCUGCGCUGCGAAAGUCCCCCAAAUCUCCGAAACAGAGCGGAAAAUCCACACAGGCAACGAAGCUUACCCGCUGGUUUGGCUCUGUUUUCGGCGGAGGAGCCUCGCAGACCAGCUCCGUGGAAUCGGUUAGCGCACCAAGUACACCGGUGGGUCCUUCCACGAGUGCAGCAGCCUGUCAAACGCGAUCAGCGAGAAGUGGUGGAGCUGCAGGACCCACCAAAAGAAAGCGAUUGGAACUGUUCAAAUAAUGAGCAGGAUAUAUAUAGCAACCGCUUUAAGGAAAGCACUUAAAUUAAGUUAACAGAUAACAGCUAAAUUUUCACGGACAGGAUUCUGAGUUUUAAAUAUAACAUUAAAGAAAUAUCUUGGCCAAGAAAUCGGAACGUGAAAAUAUAGCAUUAGUUAUUUAAUCAAAAGCCAAUCAACAGUUAACAGCAUCCAAACUUGGACAAAAAACUCUUCUUAGGUUGUAAUAACAAUGUGGUACAAUGUUAACCGUAGAGAAUCAGAGCAAUUAACUAGCCAAUUUAGUUAUAUUUCUAUUUUUUUGCACACUUCGAGGAUUAAUUUACCAUACAAUUGAAAAGACACUGGACAUUAUCGGCCAUUCAUUAUUUAAAUCACCACCUUAUAGUCAUCAAUUAAUCACUUUUUAGUAAAAGUGCGUUUUCAAGUUAAAGUAAAUAAAGUUUAGAGAUUUAUGCCGUUUCUCAUUUAAUAAGUUCUAAUAUGUGCCCACCUUGAAACAUAUAUGCCAGUAAUUGGCCGAGUUUUUAGCUAAAUUAUUUCUAUACGCAUUGAAGAGCGUAAUAACCGAUUUUAAUGUGACGAUAGUUAUCGUUUUUAAAGAAAAUAUCAUAUAAUUUCAAUACUUAAAAGUUUUGCAUGUAAGAAAUAAACAAAAUUUAUGAAGGGUUCAGAUACAAAACA